UGGGGUGGGGCGGGGCAGGACGGCUUAGAGAUAGGGCGGGCGUCACUCUGCUCUUGCGACCUAGCCAGGUGUGAGGGAGUGACGGCCGCGCAUUCGCGGGAGGAGAGCGAUGGCUGAGAACGCCGCACCAGGUCGCCUUGGACUUAGAUGGGACGGGGAGGCCUCGCGCGAGCGCCCCACUGCCCACCCACUUGGUCUGAUCUCAGAGCUGAAGCUGGCCGUGCCCUGGGGCCACAUCGCAGCCAAAGCCUGGGGCUCCCUGCAGGGCCCUCCAGUUCUCUGCCUGCACGGCUGGCUGGACAACGCCAACUCCUUCGACAGACUCAUCCCUCUUCUCCCGCCAGACUUUUAUUACGUUGCCAUGGAUUUCGGAGGUCAUGGGCUCUCGUCCCAUUACAGCCCAGGUGUCCCAUAUAAUCUCCAGACUUUUGUGAGUGAGAUCCGAAGAGUUGUGGCAGCCUUGAAAUGGAAUCGAUUCUCCAUUCUGGGCCACAGCUUCGGUGGCGUCGUGGGCGCAACGUUUUCCUGUACCUUCCCUGAGAUGGUGGAUAAACUUACCUUGCUGGACACCCUGCUAUUUCCCCUGGAAUCAAAUGAAAUGGAGAACUUGCUGACCUACAAGCGGAGAGCCAUAGAGCACAUGCUGCAGAUAGAGGCCUCCCAGGAGCCCUCGCACGUGUUCAGCCUGAAGCAGCUGCUGCAGAGGUUACUGAAGAGCAAUAGCCACUUGAGUGAGGAGUGCGGGGAGCCCCUCCUGCAAAGAGGAACCAAGAAGGUGGCCACAGGUCUGGUUCUGAACAGAGACAAGAGGCUCACCAGGCCAGAGAACAGCGCUGACUACGUCAGCAGGGAGCUGUGUGCGCAUUCCAUCAGGAAGCUGCAGGCCCACGUCCUAUUCAUCAAGUGAGUCUGGACCCAUCCCCUUCAGUCACCCCCAAGGAGACAUGGGCGCCAGGAGUCUCCGGGAGGGAGCCCUGGCAUGAGGCUGCAAGUUCUCUGCGUGUUGACCACAUCGCUGAGGCUCAAGAUCUUUUUUUGGGAAGCCCCCCCGGUCUGCCCCCAGGCCCAACAAGUGACCACCAGGAUCUAUUAGGUCUCACGCUCCACUGUGGUCAGUCUCUAGAGACGUGGGGACACAUGUAAUCAGAAUUAAGGAAACAGACCUUUGGUGGGGAACCCCUGCCGGGUUCAAGGGACUCUCGUGCCUCAGCCUCCUGAGUAGCUGGGAUUAUAGGCACCUGCCACCAUGCCCAGUUAAUUUUUAUAUUUUUAAGAGAUGGGGUUUCACCAUGUUGGCCAGGCUGGUCUCAAACUCCUGACCUCAGGCGAUCCGCCCACCUCGGCCUCCUGAAAUGCUGGUUUUGUAGAAGGGAGCCACCAACCAUACCCGGCCUAGUCGCACAUUUUUAAGGCUCCCAAACCACAGCAGAACACCUGACUGCCUCAUCCCUCUGCACCCAUCACACCAGUGGGCGUGCUGGCUGUAGGUGGAGGUGGCCUUUGUCCGGGUUCCUGGGAGCACCUGGUGUUUUAUGGUCACCUACCCACGAACACCUGACCCUGGGGCCACUGCAGGUUUCUUGGCAUUGUCACCGCAAAGGGAAGAAGCCCACCUGUGGCUGGCCGGCCGCCAGGUCAGAGCCAAGGCAGGCAGGGCCUUCCUGUGUGGCUGCUUUUUUUUUUUUUUGAGACAGAGUCUCGCUCUGUUGCCCAGGCUGGAGUGCAGUGGCCCGAUCUCGGCUCAUUCCAAGUUCCGCCUCCUGGGUUCACGCCAUGCUCCUGCCUCAGCCUCCCGAGUAGCCGGGACUACAGGCGCCCACCACCAUGCCUGGCUAAUUUUUUGUAUUUUUAGUAUUUAGUAGAGACGGGGUUUCACCGUGUUAGCCAGGAUGGUCUCAAUCGCCUGACCUCGUGAUCCGCCCGCCUCGGCCUCCCAAAGUGCUGGGACUACAGGCAUGAGCCACUGCGCCCGGCCCUGUGUGGCUUCUUGAAGGCAGGCACAAGUCUGCAGGCUGCUCACGUCAUCUCAUUAUCUUUUCUCACGGGGAUCUCUUCUGAUACAAUCACAGCAACCCUGGCCUUGGCCCCGCCCUGUUCCUGCCAUGCAACUUCACAACUCAGCUGGCCUAGACUCCUGGGAGUCCUCCAAGUCCCUAGGGCUGGACACCUCCUGGGGUGCUAUGGACUGUCGGGGCUCCAAGGAGCCGUGUGUGGGGGAAACUCACUGUGGGAGGCGCUCCUGACCUGCAGGGAGCCGGAAGGCUGUGGGAGGGUCCUGACCCCAGGGCCCAUGGAGCUCCCUAGGCUCCUCUGGCCACACCUCACCACCCACCCCCUCCCCUCUCCAGCGGUUCCAGUUUGUGGAAGUCCCAGGCAAUCACUGUGUCCACAUGUGCGAACCCCAGCACGUGGCCAGUAUCAUCAGCUCCUUCUUACAGCGCACACACACG
Molecule: messenger RNA, 2450 nt
Organism: Pongo pygmaeus (Bornean orangutan)
Lineage: Eukaryota; Metazoa; Chordata; Mammalia; Primates; Hominidae
Product: serine hydrolase-like protein 2
Exons: 10
Coding region: 110-907 (265 amino acids)
Cellular component (GO): membrane
Source: RefSeq, a predicted model, not a curated record